Trifolium pratense (red clover) is the source of this 2363-nucleotide messenger RNA. Its product is annotated as amino acid transporter AVT6B-like. NCBI's taxonomy places the organism in Eukaryota, Viridiplantae, Streptophyta, Magnoliopsida, Fabales, Fabaceae. Bases 321 to 1700 code for a protein of 459 amino acids. The transcript has 6 exons. The record is from RefSeq and is a predicted model, not a curated record. Gene Ontology annotation, biological process: amino acid transmembrane transport. Gene Ontology annotation, molecular function: amino acid transmembrane transporter activity.
AUUUUUUGAUGAAAUUGAUGUAAGUUGAAUCUUUGGUAGAUGAAUAUUAUAAUAUUCACCCAAUUUUCUAUUCUUUGAUGAGUAAUUUACGUUACAUCAAUUUCAUUUUCAACAAUACUGUUUAUAUGUGUGUUAUUGACUUUGCAAACAAAAUGUGCGUAAUUGUCACAAAAAAUCACAAAAAAAUAAAAGAGAAAUGAAAUAAUAUCCAUAAUCAAUAUUCACCACCCAAUUUUUGGUUGCACUUUUUUUUCACAGUUUGAAGAAGCUGAUUUGAAAUUUUGAGAGAAAGUGAGAGAAAGAAGACUUGAAAGGUGAAAAUGACAAUUGGAACUAUUGCACCUGAGAAGAGGAAAUCAAGGAAGAACAAAGAACUUGUUGAUGAGAAUGCGCCUUUGGUACCGAAGUCUCAAGAGAGAGAUACCGAGUUACAUGAAUUUAAUGGAGCUUCAUUUUCUGGAGCUGUGUUCAAUUUGUCGACGACAAUCAUUGGUGCUGGAAUCAUGGGCUUGCCGGCUUGUGUUAAGAAGUUGGGAAUGGUGCCUGGUCUUAUUACCAUAGUUUUAACGGCAUUAUUAACAGAGAAGUCGAUUGAGUUCAUGAUCAGGUUUUCGAGGGCAGGAAAUCUUACUUCCUAUGGAAGUCUUAUGGGGGAUGCCUUUGGGAAAUAUGGAAAAGCACUUCUGGAGAUAUGUGUUGUAAUCAAUAACACUGGUAUUCUGAUUGUUUACAUGAUUAUUAUUGGGGAUGUGGUUUCUGGAACAACUUCAAGUGGAAUUCACCAUCCUGGUAUCCUUGAAGGAUGGUUUGGUGUUCAUUGGUGGACUGGGCGUACAUUUGUUCUUGUAUUUACGACACUUGCAAUUUUUGCACCUCUGGUCAGCUUUAAGAAAAUUGAUUCAUUGAGAUUCACAUCUGCAAUAUCAGUUGGAUUAGCAGUUGUUUUCCUUAUCAUUGCUGUGGGGAUCUCAAUUAUCAAGAUUAUUAGCGGAGGCAUUGGAAUGCCUAGACUCUUCCCGGUCAUUACUGACACAGCUUCAGUUUUUGAUCUAUUCACCGUAGUUCCUGUGCUGGUGACUGCUUACAUCUGUCACUACAAUGUUCACAGCAUAGAUAAUGAAUUGGAGGAUUCAUCCUGGAUGCAUGGCGUUGUGCGUACUUCCCUUACUCUAUGCUCUUCAGUAUACAUACUGACAAGCUUCUUUGGGUUCCUCCUAUUUGGUGAAGACACUCUUGAUGACGUUCUUGCCAAUUUUGACACUAAUCUUGGACUUCCUUUCGGUUCUGCGCUCAAUGAUGCUGUUCGUUUUAGCUAUGCUGCACAUCUCGUGCUUGUAUUUCCGGUAGUUUUCUAUGCAUUAAGGGUCAACAUAGAUGGUCUCAUAUUUUCCUCUUCAAGAAGGCCUUUGGUUGUUGAUAACUUCAGAUUUGCAUCAAUUACUAUUGCCCUUGUUGGCAGUAUUUUCAUCGGAGCAAAUUCAAUUCCUAGCAUUUGGGAUAUUUUCCAGUUCACUGGAGCAACAGCUUCUGUUUGUGUAGGAUUCAUAUUUCCAGCUGCAAUCACUUUGAGGGAUCAUUACAACAUAGCAACUAAAACAGACAAGAUUCUGUCUGUCCUUAUGAUAGUUCUUGCCGUCUUUUCAAAUGCCGUGGCUAUAUACAGUGAUGCCUAUUCCUUGAUCAACAAGAAUAAAACUUAAUGUGAGUGAUUUCUUGAUUUGAUAUCUCAAAGUACAGGUAUUUUCAUACUUUCCAAUGAAAGGAACAUAAUUUGCGAAGGUUAUAUGAAAUUAAUUUUUUCGAUUGUAUGUUGGGUUGAUUAAAUAUAAACAAAGCUACCAUGUGUACAAAUAUUCUUCAAAAAUGUGUGAAGACUCACAACAUGUUCAACCUUGUUUGUAAUAGAAUAGUGUUAUUUGAACACAACUGUCGAUAUGCCUAGAAGAAAAAUAGAAAAAAUAAAAAAACACUAAACCGUAUAUUUAUACGGUGUCUGACAACAUAUUUGUUGUCAAAAUAUCAUUUCUCUUAUAAUAUGCUCGUUGUUGAUGUAACUGCGGAGGUUCUGUUAAACGCGCCUCUAUUUCUGUGGCUUCAUCUCUCACAUUAAUGGAUAAAGGACUGAAGGGAUGUCCUGUUGCUUAUGAAAGAAUGGUUACUGUUAGCAUUUUUUGGGCAAGACAAACAGAAAUUUGAUUAUGGAUUUGAAUGUGUGGCUUUUAAUAGUUUGUUUUCUAAACUUUCAUAGAAAUUGAACAUUUGGUUCAAUUCACUGUAUUGCACAAUUCUUAUGUAAUUAAAUAUUUUUUAGAUUAAGUGUUUCAUUGAAUAUAAUAGCACCUGCAAAUUUAUUUGUAUUCGUA